This is a messenger RNA of Lates calcarifer (barramundi perch), 1715 nucleotides long. RefSeq names its product antizyme inhibitor 1-like. Gene Ontology annotation, cellular component: cytoplasm. Gene Ontology annotation, molecular function: ornithine decarboxylase activity; ornithine decarboxylase activator activity. Lineage: Eukaryota; Metazoa; Chordata; Actinopteri; Centropomidae. Gene Ontology annotation, biological process: positive regulation of polyamine transmembrane transport; negative regulation of protein catabolic process. The record is from RefSeq and is a predicted model, not a curated record.
UUUUCAGAGGCAGGCACAACUUCUCAAAGUCACAACAACAAAGGCAAAGGGACGACAGAAUCCAGUUUGAGCUUGAACUUGAAGACAAAACACAUGCAUCUAUCUGCUCAUUACUCAUGGGAUUGAUGUUUUGUAACUGUUGAUUUUGGCUACAGAAAAAAGGAAAAUUCUGCAAACUCCUUUGGACAGCAUUUUCUCCUCAUUACUGAGCCAUGGGAAACACAAUGAAGACAUAACACAGGUGUACAACAACUAUCCAGAGGAUUUAGGGGCAGCUCUAUACCGAGAGCCAUUUGACUUCAACGCCGAGCCACCUUGGGAUCCUAGCUGAUAGUGGACAAGUUCAUCCCAGGACUUAUCCAUUUUGUUGCAAAAGUCUAGGACCCCAGGGGCUCGAGAGCAAACAAGCAAGACCACUACAGAUUAGCCACAUUCUUUAUGCCUGUCGGAUUAGAGGAAAACGGUUGAGAGGAUGAAGGGAAUCGCUGAUGAACCACAGUAUUCUGUUGGCCUAUUGGAGGGAGGCACAGCACUUUGUGAUGUAAUUGACAACCACAUUUAUGAACAAACUCUGUCUGAGAAGAAUGCAUUCUUUGUGGCAGACCUGGGAGUCAUUAUGAGGCAGCAUGUUCGCUGGCGAACACACAUGGCUCACAUUCGACCCUACUAUACUGUCAGAUGCAACAGCAGUCCAGCUGUUAUUGAAGUUCUUGCUGCUCUUGGCACUGGAUUCAUAUGCACCAACAAGUCUGAGCUUGAACUGGUGCAGAGCCAUGGUAUUCCCUCUGAAGAUAUCAUCUACGGUGGUGUUUGCAAACAAGUCUCUCAGAUUAAAUAUGCUGCUAAGAACGGCAUUGACCUUCUGGUGUGUGAUAAUGAAGCGGAGCUACGCAAGAUUUCUCGCUGCCACCCCAAUGCCAAGCUGCUGCUGCAGGUGUCAACAGAGGCAUCUAGCCCAGAUGAUGAGAUAAGCAUGACAUUUGGAUGUUCCCUUAAGGACUGCAGGCAUCUGUUGGAGAGUGCUAAGGAACUGGGUGUGCAGGUAGUAGGGGUCAGGUGUCACAUUUCCAGCUCCUGUGAAGAUGACCAGGUGUAUGUUCAUGCCAUCUCUGAUGCCCGCUGUGUCUUUGAUAUGGCAGAGGAAAUUGGCUUCAACAUGAAAAUCCUGGACAUUGGAGGCGGCUUCAGUGGCUCUGAGACCCAGCUGGAACUUAUUAAUAGUGCAGUCAUGUCUAUGAUGGACCUAUACUUCCCUCUUUCUACUGGGGUUUCCAUCAUUGCGGAACCUGGCAGCUUCUUUGUGUCCUCUGCUUUCACCCUGGCUGUUAACGUCAUUUCCAAGGAGGUGGUGGCACGAGAUCACCAGGACCAGGCACAUGAUGAUCCAUCUCCCAAUGAUGAGCCAGAGUUUCAGUACUACAUGAAUGAGGGAGUGUAUGGAUCAUUUGCCAGCAAACUCUCUGAAACACUGAUUGCUGCUCCAUCUGUUCACAAGAACACAUCCCAGGAUGCUCCAGUGUUCAGCAGCAGCCUGUGUCCCUCUGGGGAUGACCUGGACCAGGUAGUGGAGCACUGUUUGUUACCUGAGCUCAACAUUGGAGACUGGCUCAUGUUCACCCAUGCUGGGGCCUACAGUCUGGGUCAGCCACUCUCCACCACCACUGACUCAUCCCCACCCCCUGUGUACUAUGUCAUCUCCUCUAGAGACUGGUAAG